Messenger RNA from Aegilops tauschii subsp. strangulata, 2034 nucleotides. RefSeq lists its product as uncharacterized. Gene Ontology annotation, biological process: DNA repair; telomere maintenance. Gene Ontology annotation, molecular function: DNA helicase activity. NCBI's taxonomy places the organism in Eukaryota, Viridiplantae, Streptophyta, Magnoliopsida, Poales, Poaceae. The record is from RefSeq and is a predicted model, not a curated record.
AUGUUGCUUAUGAUUGUCAAAGGUGCGACGUCCUAUGAGGAUGUCAGAACUUACAAUGGCAUUGUAUACUCGACGUUUAGAGAAGCAUGUGGAGCAAGAGGGCUGCUUGGUGAUGACAUGGAGUGGUAUACUGCUUUUGACGAAGCUGUUAAGUGGGGUAUGGGAAAUCAGCUGCGCCAACUAUUUGUUACUAUGAUCCUUCACUGUGCUGUUAACGAUGAGGCUGCUUUCUUUGAAAAAUAUGAGGUUUACCUAGCUGAUGAUAUCGAGCAUAGAAUUCGGCAGGCUAAAAAUAAUUUUACAUAUAUUGUUCCUCCUAUUGAAUUAAGAGACAUGCUACUUGAUGAAUUAGCUGUCAUAUUUGCUAGGAAUAGUGCAUGCAUCCUAGAUCACAAAUUACCCUUAAAAUCUGCAUACAGUGAUGCUUCGGUACAAAACGAUAUGCUUUCUGAUGCACUAGAUGUUGAUGUUGUUAGUCUUCUGAAAAAGGCAGAGGCCAUGUAUUGUAGAUUAAAUAGAGACCAACUGCAUGCUUACUCUGCAAUAAUUGAUCGUAUUCAAUCUGGAAAACCUGAUUUCUUCUUUGUCUCUGGGUAUGGUGGGACUGGAAAAACAUUCCUUUGGAAUGCACUCGAUGCUUAUCUUAGAGGUAGUAAGAGGGUGGUGCUAUCGGUUGCGUCCUCAGGGGUGGCUGCCUUGCUUUUGCCUGCUGGCAGAACAGCGCAUUCUAGGUUUAAAAUACCUAUUGACCUGCCUGAUUAUGGCACUUGUGAGAUCAAGCGCUCUACCAUGCUCUCCACUCUAAUUGAGUUGGCUGAUCUUAUUAUAUGGGAUGAGGCGUUGAUGUCCCAUCGAAAAUGCUUUGAGGCCCUGGACCGGUCAUUUCGUGAUGUCCUAUCGGCUAACAAUCCUGCCUUAGCUAAAAUCCCUUUUGGAGGCAAAGUUGUUGUCUUGGGUAGAGAUCUUAGGCAAAUAGUGUCAGUCAUUGAAGGUGGAACUCGAGCACAGAUUCUUGCUGCUGCAAUCACUAACUCUCCUCUCUGGAAUAUUGUAGAUGUCUUGCACCUAACUAUUAACAUGCGCUUGACUGCACACACAGAUGAUCCAAUUCUCCAGUCUAAAGUGGCUGCCUUUGCGAAUUGGGUUCUUAGUUUGGGUGAUGGCACAACACCUGCUGUGGCCCGGGAGGGGGAGUCAGAGCCAUCAUGGAUAACUAUCCCUGAUGAGCUUUUGAGACAUUCUGAUGGUGAUAAAAUUGAUGCCAUUGUUCAGUCUGUAUACAAAGACAUUCCUACUACAUACUCUGAUGUUGAUUACUUAAAAGAAAGAGCAAUCCUAACGCCAACGAACAAAGUGGCUGAAAAAAUUAAUGAGCGUGUUUUGUCUUUAGUGCCUACCAGUGAGAGAGAGUACCUGAGUUGUGAUACUAUAGGGAAUUCAUCUGAUGCGGUUCGCAAUCAGGAUGCUUUCUAUCCUGUCGAAUACUUGAAUGGGAUUAAGAUGUCGAGCCAAAGGAUCAGCCUUCUCUCGCAGAUCAGUGACAGAGAGAUGUUCUGGAAUGCUAAGGUUCUGGUGUCUCGCAUUUGGUACUACCGAGGUGGGACUCAUGAAGGUGCCAUCAUGCAUACUGACAUCGUGGUGCUUGACAAAGAGGGCACCCACAUGUAUGGCCGCAUGCCUGCUGAGCUGUCGGAACGGCUGAAAGAUAUCUUGCGGGAAGGCGAUGUUUAUCUGAUGAAGAGAUUCAUGUGCAAACAAUCAAAACCCACUUACAGAGCUGUUGAUAGCCCGUAUAUGAUUUUGUUCACUCACUUUAGUACUGUUGAUCCUGUGGUGGGUGAUGAAGAAGAUUUCCCGUACUGCACUUACAGCCUCAUGUCCUUUUCGGAUAUCCCGAUGCCAGGCCCGCACACUCCUUGCUUCAUUGAUGUGAUUGGCCGGAUUAUUGCGGUUACAGACAUUAUUGUUGUCCACUCCCAGUAUCAGGCUGAGCCUUCAGAUACCAGGACUAUAAUUCUCCAGGAUCAAGCGUGA